Messenger RNA from Heterostelium album PN500, 210 nucleotides. RefSeq lists its product as uncharacterized. The transcript has 2 exons. The record is from RefSeq and is a predicted model, not a curated record. The coding region runs from base 1 to 210 and encodes 69 amino acids. Lineage: Eukaryota; Evosea; Eumycetozoa; Acytosteliales; Acytosteliaceae.
AUGAUAAACAGUAGUAGUCAUCAUAUUCAUAGUCAAAAUCUUGAAUCAUCGGUCAGAGACAUCCUCGAUAGGAAUUCAAAUCCUGAUUUGUCUUAUGAGGAGUGGAGCCACUCGAAACAACAGAUAAAGAAUCUAUGUGUCGGUCGAUGUCAAGCUGAAUCUGUCAAUGUCCAACAACAGCUAUCAUCCUACACCGAUAUUCCACAAUGA